Molecule: messenger RNA, 1735 nt
Organism: Sclerotinia trifoliorum
Lineage: Eukaryota; Fungi; Ascomycota; Leotiomycetes; Helotiales; Sclerotiniaceae
Source: the annotation of a GenBank genome assembly
GGGCUUGACUACAGCUCGUCGAAAAACCUCAAAUUGAAGAUCACGAAAACUUGACAUUGCCCUAUAAAAUGUCCAACCGCCUUUUCAAGCCUCGGUCGGCUGUGUGCCGCAUGUGCGAUUUCAUAACUUCUCAAAAGCUCUCCUUGAGACAACAACGUUGCCUUUCGAAAGCCAUUAACACCAUUUCUCCUCGUACGUUUAUCACCACUUCAAGAAAACGAUUAAGCAAACCACCAAAUUCCGCCCCUUUCGAUUCUUCGCAAAAACCCUCCGGUUCGAAUCCAGCUCAUGCACAAUCAUCGCGGCGGCAUAUUACAGAAGCAGAACUGGCACAAGAACUAAGGCAUGGAGUCCAGGCCUGUAGUAAAUUACUCUCAGAAACUGUCCCUUCAGAAAAGGCUAUUCUGAAUGUUCUCCAUACCUGCCGUUUAAUUGCCGCAGAUGUUGCUGGGGAACCCGCCAAAUCAUCAGAAGUAAGGAAGGAUGUAACCGCUGCGGCGUCUUUACUUUCUUUGGCUGAUCGAGGUUCGAGGGAGUUACGAGUCCAAAAGCUAAACCGCGAGACCCAGUUUCUAGUGGAUGAGCUCUCACAAGCCCUAUUUUCGAUUGUCUCUAACGAGGCUAUCUUCAUAUCACCAGAGAUUUUGGAACUAUACAUCAGCGCACAAUCAUGUCUAGGAAAACCAGAGACGUUCCCAGGAGUAUUUUAUUUAUAUGCGAACAAGCCGAUACCGGUUGAGGGUUCCAGGCCGAUACAAUUCAAAAAUCCAAAUCCAAACAAGGUCAACAAUGCCAUCCCAAUUGCCGUGGCAGAUCAAGCUUUACAGACAGCGAUUGAUGCGAGGGAACUGGAUGUAGCUAUGGAUAUCAUUGAUACGGCGUAUGCGCAAAAAGCAUUUCGCCGUGCGAAAUUUAUCCGGAAAGGAUUAUUACCUGCCACUGGACUUGCCAUUGCACCUAUUGCAGCAUAUGGCGUUGCAUCACAACUUGCCAUGUUCCAAAACACUAUGGAACCAGGCAUGGCUACAAACAUUGCAUUCGCUGGAAUAUUAGCAUACAUGGGUUUUACGACUACCAUUGGUGUGGUAGCUGUGACGACAGCUAAUGAUCAAAUGGAUCGCGUAACUUGGGCCCCUGGUAUGCCAUUAAGGGAGCGCUGGAUUCGUGAAGAAGAGCGGGCUGCGAUAGAUAAAGUCGCCGGAUCAUGGGGUUUUCAUGAAAAAUGGCGGCGUGGAGAAGAAGAGGGUAAAGACUGGGAUCGGCUAAGACUAUGGAUCGGCAAUAAAGGAAUGUUGCUUGAUGCGGUGGAGCUUAUGGAAGGUAUGGAGUAGAUGAGCUUUUAGGGAGGUACGGAUGAAUUACCUUUACCUUAAAUAUCUGUCGAUAUUGACGGCCUGCUGGUUUCGCUAGCGCAGAACUCGCUCAGAUAUGAUAUUGGAAGCUUAUCAUUGAGCCUCUCGGCCUUUGCAGACUUUUCAAAUGCCUUCCUUUGCUAUUUAAAACGUUUAGUGUAGCCUGAACUAUUUUGCGAGCGCAAAACGCAAGUCAAGACGAUAGAUAUAUAGGUGGGACCUAGUUGACAUGUACCCAAUUGAAUGCAGACUUUUCAACACGAUGUGUCUUCAUAAAAAUUGGUUGUAAACUAAGUUCACCGGUUUCGCAAGCGAGGAGACGGCUUCAAAUAUCUUCCACAAUAAAGCAUAAUAUUUUCUUAUAAAUAUUUACCAGUCCCACG